Messenger RNA from Syngnathoides biaculeatus (alligator pipefish), 4396 nucleotides. RefSeq names its product polypeptide N-acetylgalactosaminyltransferase 5. The record is from RefSeq and is a predicted model, not a curated record. Gene Ontology annotation, cellular component: Golgi apparatus. The transcript is spliced from 10 exons. Bases 349 to 2742 code for a protein of 797 amino acids. NCBI's taxonomy places the organism in Eukaryota, Metazoa, Chordata, Actinopteri, Syngnathiformes, Syngnathidae.
CUUCUUAGUCCAAUCAGAGUUGCUCUUCCUGGGGACGACACUUCUUCUCGGCGCCGUGAGAAACGUCAGUGAGGAGUGAGUGUGCGAGGAAGUUUGUGCGUCGUGAUCGUAUCGGUGGGUAGCGACGCUCGGGACGCGGUCAUGCGGAAUAAGUUGUUACGGUGACAUUGUGAAUUUGCGCGACUAUAAUUACACUGCGGUCACGUCCAACGUGAGAUUUGUAGCAUGCCACGCAGGCACCAUGCAGCUCCGUUGAAAAGAAACUUCAACCUUGAACGUAGUAGCCGACCACUCAAUGUGAUACUUUGACAUCUUGUGCUUUUUUUUUUUUUAAUUACGGUGGGGAGUAUGAUGAGGUUUUUAAGGUACCUGCGGGGAAGCGGGAGGGUCCUGGGCUUCGUGUUCGUGGCUUCUGUCAUUUGGCUCCUGCUGGACAUGGCCGUCCUGCGCCUCUCCAUCGGCGACGCCAACAGUCGGCUAGUGAAUGAAAGAACGGUUCGGGAGCAGGAGAUCGCCCAGCAGCAAGUUUUGGACAGUUCGGACCUCAAACCUGUCAGACUCUUCAGAACCCAGAAGAGGAAGGAGCGGAUGGCAGGACAGGACAAAAACAACCUCCAACCAGAGCCUGGUGAGGGUCAGCUACAUGCAGUUGCUAAAAAGCCUGUGAAAUUAUUUGUGACUGAUGCAUCACUUUCCCAAAACAACACAAUAAAUAAUGACUCAGUUGCACUGAGACGCAGUGUUGAGAGGGAGAGAAGGGAACCUGAGGAGACCGCUUCAAAUGCCAGCGUUCAAGCGUCCAAGCCGCAGCAGGACAUGCCUGAAAAACUUCCCGUUCAAGCAACACACAAGUCUCCUGUGAAGAAGGAGAAACAAAUCAAAGAACUUCAGACUCAAGGAACCAACAAUGGGUCCUUGGUGAAGGAGAAACAAAUUGAAAAGCUUCCCAUUCAAGGAGCCAACAAUGUGUCUUUAGUGAAGAAGGAGAAACAAAUGAAAGAAGUCCACAAUCAAGGAACCAACAACGCAUCUUUGGUGAAGAAGGAGAAACAAAAUGAAAAGCUUCCCAUUCAAGGAGCGCACAACGUUUCUUCGGUGAAGAAGGGGAAAAAAAUUGGGGGGAUGGUGGGAAAUAACUCAAUAAUAGUCCAUAUGAAUGACACCCUUGCCGUCAAGGCAGGUGUCCACCGAGUGCUUUCCCUCGACCUGACCGCCGCCCCCAGAAACCCCAACGCCGUCGGCCAGUUCGGCCAGGCGGCGGUAGUUCCCAGAGAUAAGGAGGUGCUGUCCAAACAGAGGUGGAACGAGGGCUAUUUUAACGUCUACCUGAGCGACCAGAUCCCACUGGACCGCGCCAUUCCCGACACCAGGCCCGACACCUGUGCCCGCAAUGUUGUCCACAAUGACCUGCCAUCCACCAGCGUCAUCUUCUGCUUCGUGGACGAGGUGUGGUCCACACUUCUGCGCUCCGUGCACAGCGUCCUCAAUCGAUCGCCGCCGCAUCUCCUCAAGGAGAUCAUCCUUGUGGACGACUUCAGCAAAAAAGCUUACCUAAAAGGCAAUCUUGACAAGUACAUGGCCAAAUUCCCCAAGGUCCGAAUCGUUCGCCUGGAGGAGCGCCAAGGGCUUAUCAGGGCCCGGAUGGCCGGAGCGGCUAUUGCCAAAGGUGACGUUCUCACCUUCCUUGACUCGCAUGUUGAAUGUAACGUGGGUUGGCUGGAGCCCCUGCUGGAGCGCAUCUACCUGGAUCGCAGGAAGGUGCCCUGUCCGGUUAUCGAAGUCAUCAACGACCAUGACAUGAGUUAUAAACUGGUCGACAACUUCCAGAGAGGCAUUUUCAAAUGGCCUCUGGUUUUUGGCUGGAACACCCUAUCAGACGAGUACGUUAAGAAGAAGAAUAUGACCGUGGCCGACCCCAUCAGGUGCCCCGUAAUGGCCGGGGGGCUUUUCUCCAUCGAUAGAAAAUACUUCUAUGAACUUGGCGCCUACGAUCCAGGCCUGGAAGUGUGGGGUGGGGAGAACAUGGAGAUUUCCUUUAAGAUCUGGAUGUGCGGCGGCACAAUUGAGAUCAUCCCCUGCUCCCGGGUGGGCCACAUUUUCCGGGGGAAGAACCCGUACAAUUUCCCCCAGGACAGGCAAAAGACGGUGCAGCGCAACUUCGCGAGGGUGGCCGAAGUGUGGCUGGACGAGUACAAGGAGCUUUUCUACGGUCACGGCUACCAACACCUGCUGGAAAACCAACAUGACAUCGGCAACCUCACCGAGCAGAUCCAGCUAAGGGAUCGGCUCAAAUGCAAGAGCUUCAAGUGGUACUUGGACAAAGUGUAUCCAGAGUUGGAGGCUCCUUUAGUCAAAGCUAACGGCCUGGUCUUCAAUCGAGGUUCAAGAAACUGCCUUUCUGUGCGAAAUCGCGUUCUCUCCUUUGAGAAGUGUGACCUCAGCAAGCAGAGUCAGCACUUGAACUACACCUGGCUGGACCACAUCUGCCAGCGGGAUCUGUGCCUCGAACCCAACGUCAUUCAGGGCAGUUUGAGUUUCCAGCCGUGUGACCGCACCCGCCCUGUGCUCCGCUGGCUGCACAAAACCUCCAAGUCACCACUGUCUGAGCACUUGAUAUCUGCGAAGUCCUCCCAACAAGUGUGCCUGGAAGCUUCCCAGAAGGCUGACAAGAUUCAUCUGGCCCCAUGCGUUGCCAGCAAUCCCUUCCAGCAAUGGGAGUUUACAAACUACUACUCUGUGUGAGGAGCGACGACGUUCUGGUAAAUGUGCAGUACAACAUUUUUGUCGCUGUCGGGCAGAAUCCUCUCUCGGCUCGGCUCUAAAAUCACUGCUUUUCAGGAAAUUAAAAAAAAAAAAAAGAUGGCAACUUCCUAACAUGUCAUCAUUCGAGUUGGUAUUAUAACAUAUUGUCGUAUAUCAUUGCGUGCCAACAUCGAUAAAACACCAGCCAAAAAUAAUGUUCAAUAACAGUUUAACAUUUAAUACUUCACAAAAGCCAGCGACUGUGGUUACGUCAUCUCUCCAAAUGCUCAUUUCAAAGGCUUAAGAGACAUAAGAGAGGCCAUUUUUAAAAAAUCAAUUAUGAGCUAAAUAGAGUAGGCAGAAAUAAAUUACCGUCGUGGCUGGUGCUAUUUAAUAACUAAAAAAAAAAAAAAAAAAAACGGGCUUUACUCAAAUGUGUCUAAUGGUUGUUUCAAUCUUGAGGCAACGUAAUGCUGCACAGCCCCUGCAGAGUGAAGGGAGACGCAGAGUUUUACAACACUUAGAUUUCGCCAUUUGAAAGAGUUGGUAGAUUUCUUCUCCAGCUAUUUUUCGACGCCUUAAAAUGUGUUGAUAAUGCGUAAAAUAACAGAUCAUGCGAGGAUAGACCAAUACUAUUGAUAUGUGGGAAAAAUGUGAAAUUUUCCAUAUUGGAACGUAGGAGGCCUUCGACUGACAGCGGCUAUCGGUGCAUCCAAAUUAAAGCCCAUGUGCUCCUACACUCUUUGUCCAAUUCUGUGCGCUAGAAGAACGAUUCUUACUAGUAAUGUUUUCCACUCCGAGUGCCAAUUUUGGCCUACUAAAGUGCAAUUAAACCUUAAUAAUAUAGUACUGGGCUGCACAAGUGACAGUAUUAGCCCCAACUAGUUGGCAUGUGUCAAACACUAGUAGCACCAAAAUAGCUACUAGUAGUGUUGCGUCACUAGUGACAUGUAGUUGUACUUGUACGCUAAAGUUUUCCUGCUGAUGUGGAGAAAUUUCAUACAAUAGUGGGGAAAAAUAUUACUUGUAAGACAGUCAUUCUAGUAGUGCACUGAACUGUUUUACUAGUGAGGUCAAGGGGUAUUAGUAAGCUUCACAUGAAGGUUAUGAGGAAUACCAAAUAAAUGCUCAAAUUAUGAAGAGCGAGUGAGCAAAUAAAAUGUUUAAAGCAUAGACAUUGGAAAUGUGCAAUGUUUUCAUGAGCUUUUUAUACAAAGAUGUGGGUUUUCUUUAUAACACGAUAGUUUCUUUAAACUUAAACCCCAAUUUUCUGUUGACUUUUUCACAUUUUACAAAAAACUUCACACAAUAUGUAGCAUAGUGAAAAUUAAGACGAAUUAUAUCCCUGGUUUGUGUCCUGUGAAUGUCGCACUGCGAAUAAAUAAUGACAAUUGAAUACAAUUUGUUUAAAGCGUGGGACGAGCCAAGCUGUCGUUUUUAAACAUGAGUUUUUUUACUUGAUGUAUUCUGUGGUUUUGAAUCCUGCAUCUCUCGGUGCGGUGGCUACGUUUUUGUACUAUUCCGGCUUUGGCACUAGAGGGAGGCAUUUUCCUGAAAAGAUUGGAGGCGAGAGCGCCUCUCACUUACGGUCUCAUGUGGUUUAAAAACAAACUGCUGUUUUGUCUUUUGUUUUGUUUAGGAAAAGCGUGCAAAU